AUGCUAGGUCAUAAGAGUUCUUCUAGUACUAGUAGUAUCUCAUGGACCUUUUGUAAAUAUAAAUGUUCUGUUAGUUUUUCGUGUAUAUUUGACGAUAAAUGCUCGACCAGUAAUAAAUUCUCCUUUAGUUUUACAUUGACCUUUCGUAAUAAAUGUUUUUUUAGUUUUACAUGGAUCUUUCAUAAUAAAUUUUCUUUCGGUCUCUCAUAUACUCUUGCUAAUAAACGAUGGUCCUUUUUGUGGACCAGUGGAUGGAUCUAUAAUUUAUGUGAAGAAAACGAUCAACUUUAUGAAGUCUCCUUUUUUAAAACAGUAGAUUAUGAUUUGGAUAAAUACGAAAGAUCAACAAAAUAUAAGAAUGCCAAAUUAAUUUUAUGUGAAAAAUGUUAUCAAAAAAUUAAUAGUAUUUCAUGUUUCGAAUGUUAUGAUAAAGUAUAUAGUCAUAAAAAAGAAUAUCCUACAAUGAUUGGAGCGUGCGGAGGUUGUUUUGAAAUAAUAAGAAACUACGAUGGGUGUUCAUUUUGCAAACUAAAACAUAUAUUUAUUAACUUGUUUAAUUAUUUAUGGAAUAGGAAAUUUAAGAAUUGUGAUUUUAUAUUAUGUUUGGAAUGUGAUCAAAAUAUUGAUAGACUUGUAAUAUGUUUUAAUUGUUAUAAUAAAUUAACUAAUGAUAAAGAAAAAAAUCUUAUGAAGUUUGGAAGAUGUAAAGAAUGCUAUCAAGUAAUAACAGGAUCCUAUGGUUGUUUAUCUUGCAAUCAAAAACGAUUUCAACGAAAAUUUGAUAAAUGGAGUAGCGGUAAUACAGAAAUUGAUGAAUUAAUACGAUAUAAACAAGUUUCUGCACGUGAUUUUAGUGAUGUUUUAGAAUGGAUUCCACUUAGUAGAUUUACAAAUAUUAAAUAUAUAGCUGAGGGAGGUUUUGCUAAAGUAUAUUCAGCUACAUGGAUUGAUGGAUAUAUUAUCAAUUGGAAUCAAGAAUAUAAUAAUUGGAAAAGAUCCGGAACCUAUAGAGUUGCUUUAAAAGUACUAAAAAAUUCGAGGGACCUGAGUUUAGAUUUUUUAAAUGAGAUUAAAAAUUUGGCGAAAAUUUCUAAUAAUUAUGAGGGUAUAAUAAAAUUUCAUGGAAUAACGCAAGUUCCUGAUACUUCUAAUUAUGCAUUAGUAUUCAAAUUAGAAGAUUAUGAUUUACGAUAUUGUCUCAAUCAAUAUUUUAGUCCAUGUUCAAAUAAGAAAGAAUAUACAGAAAAAAUUUGUUUAGGUCUUUUUAAUAUUCAUAAACAUGGAUUAAUUCAUAAAGAUCUUCAUAUAGGUAAUGUAUUGUGUUCUAAUGGAUCAUCAGCGAACAUUAGUGAUUUUGGAUUCUGCAAACCAGCAAAUGAAGCUUCUUCAUAUACAAAUAAUACAAAUACCUAUGGAGUAAUACCAUAUAUGGCGCCUGAAAUAUUACGUGGAAAAGAAUAUACACAGGCAUCUGACGUAUAUAUGUUGUGGACUACGCCCAAAAAUAAGAGAAGAAAUACCAGGCAAAUUAAAAGAAUUGAUUCGAAAAUGCUGGGACGCAAAUCCAAAAACCGACCAACUUCUGAAAUGAUAUUUAACACAUUUGAAAAGAUAAAGAGUACUGCACUAUAUUUUGAUUUUGAUUUUAAUGAUCCAAUAACAACAAAAAAUUUUGAUACACAUCCUCAAGCAAUAUAUACCAGUCGACUCCUCAAUUUUAAAAAUUUACCUGAACCUGUAAAUUGUUUAAAUCAAGAAGAAUUUAUAUCUUCAAGAUAUAUUAUGCAAAUACAAACAGAAGUUAAAAAUUAUCAUUCCGAAUGUUUUGAUUGUGCAAUUAUUGAUUGA
Messenger RNA from Rhizophagus irregularis DAOM 181602=DAOM 197198, 1848 nucleotides. The record is from RefSeq and is a predicted model, not a curated record. Lineage: Eukaryota; Fungi; Glomeromycota; Glomeromycetes; Glomerales; Glomeraceae.